Messenger RNA from Phymastichus coffea, 3699 nucleotides. Its product is annotated as ornithine decarboxylase-like. The record is from RefSeq and is a predicted model, not a curated record. Gene Ontology annotation, molecular function: ornithine decarboxylase activity. The coding region runs from base 819 to 2252 and encodes 477 amino acids. Lineage: Eukaryota; Metazoa; Arthropoda; Insecta; Hymenoptera; Eulophidae. Gene Ontology annotation, cellular component: cytoplasm. The transcript is spliced from 8 exons.
CGCUCCUCCUCAGUCUCCAUCGUGGAACGGCGGAACUUUGUCGUCGACAGCUCUUCAUUCGUUCGUUUCCUCCUCUUUUUCUGCCUACCACUUCUUUACUGACGAGCUAAACCGUCACGCGCAGCCAGCCAUAGAAGCGUCGUGUGCAAAAUAGCUCGCUUGCCACCUCGACUCCGAGUUCACAAGAAACCUUAACUAUUUUAACUGCUGAGCAUGAACAUCCAGGGGAAUCGGCAGUAAAUCCAUUACUCACAGACGUGCGUCGUGCGGAGGCUCAGUCGCUCCCGCUACCAACGUAAGAUAGUGCAAGUGGACGUUACAAGAGGAGCAGUAGCUGACUGCAAGAAGUCGAGUUAGGAAGAGGUAACGAAUGUUUGCAAGUGGCUCACUGGUCAUUUUGGAGAGCAGCCGCCCGCAGCUGAGCAACCUGAGCGCCAAGGCUCGCCGCUCUGAGUCCAGCCCCGAGCAUCGCUCGUCUGGACAGCUUGCCUUCUGACUCAUUUCUUCGACACCGUCACAUCAAGCCUCCAUCAUUCCGUCGAUAACCGAGUGCGGGCCCGCAGGGUGGCGAUCGUCCGAUAAGGGUUCCGUUUGCGAUAGGCUGGUCGACCAGUCUGUUGGGUGUUUGAGCAGCAGCGGCAACUGGAAGUUGGCCCUGAACGCAGAGCCCCCGUGGCUUUGCUAGCACCCCUAACACUCAUUUUGCUUCGUCACCCUACCUCCCCACGACUCUCAUCAUUUUAAUUGACAGCUGCCUCUUUGCUGCCUAGCUAUCGUAGAGUUUUAUAGUUUAUUAUUUACUCCCUAAACUAAUCAAAAUGAAGGUAACCAACCUGGACGAACGCAUUCACGUUCUGAACAACACUUCCACUUUGAUGACCGUGGUAAAGGACAUCGCUAACAGUGGUUUGCAAGAAGAAGCAUUUUACGUACUUGACAUCGGAGAUAUAGUACAGAAACACCAAAUAUGGAAAGAGAAACUACCUCGCGUAGAUCCUUUUUAUGCUGUUAAAUGUAACGACAGUCUUACGGUAUUGGAAGUACUUGCUUCACUCGGAGUCGGUUUUGACUGUGCAUCCAAAAAUGAAAUCAAUAAGGUUCUGGACAUUGGCAUUGACUCAUCUAGAAUUAUUUUCGCCAAUCCAGCCAAGCCAGCUUCGCAUAUCCGUCAUGCUGCUGCCGUCGGAGUUGACCUUAUGACUGUCGAUAAUGAGAGCGAAUUGCACAAAAUCAAGAAACUCUUCCCUUCGGCUAAAAUUGUUCUCCGCAUUCGCUGUGAUUCAGAGGUGGCCCAAUGCCAACUAGGCAUGAAAUUCGGUUGCGAUCCAACUUUCGAAGCCCCGAAUCUACUUCGCACUGCACGCGUGUUGGAUCUUGACGUGGUUGGAAUUAGCUUCCACGUCGGCUCUGGUUGUCAAGAUCCUCCAGUUUUCAAUCGAGCUAUAUGUCAUGCUAAGAGCCUCUUUGAUCUGGCCAUCGACAUUGGAUUUAAGCCUUACCUCCUCGAUCUCGGCGGUGGUUAUCCGGGGAACAAGGGUACAAGCAUCGAUAAAAUCGCCGAUGUCGUCAAUCAUGCUCUCGAUGAGUAUUUUCCAUCUGAUGACGUGCACAUCAUCGCUGAACCAGGUAGAUUCUAUGUUGCAUCAGCUUUCACUUUAGCAACAGCUAUCCAUAGCAAACGCUCCGUUCGCGCUGAUAGUGAAUCUCCAUCCACGGUGACCCACAACAUGUACUACAUCAACGACGGUGUCUACGGAUCUUUCAACUGCCUACUUUACGAUCACCAGCACGUGGUACCGUUACCAUUGCGCCCUGGCCAUGGAAAGUUGAUUCCGUCAAGUAUCUGGGGUCCUACAUGUGAUGGCCUCGAUCAAGUCGUGGAAAACGUUCUGAUGCACGAAAUGGAACUUGGCGACUGGAUUAUCUUUGAAAAUAUGGGAGCUUACACUUUACCUGUUGCUUCUCCAUUCAAUGGUUUUCCGAUUCCGAAAGUCCACGUUGUCGCUGAAGAACACAUCUGGCUUUUACUGAAAGAUGCUCUGCCCUUGACUGAAGAGCACUUUGUACUUGGCGAUACUCCAGCCAAUUUGCGCCUUGGUUUGGAUAUUGGAGGAACAGAUGUUAACGCAUGGAAUGACCCAACCAUGGAAUUAGCUUCAUCUGAAAUAAGCUCAGAAGAGGAGAUUUUAGUGGAUUCAGCUACUCCCCCACCUUUCAUCUAUGACUACGUUGAGGUAGAAACGCUCAACUGAGAAUGACGCACAAUAUUUAAAAAUAAGUCUCAAUAUUACAUUGAAAACACUCGGCCUUACGUAGUACUUAAUCAUAGUGCAUUUUAAAAUAAUAUUUACAGUUACAGACGUAACAUUCCUUCUUUAUAGCAAAAAUUAAAACACUGCGGUGUAUUAAAUGUAAUAUUUUGUAAGUAAGCGCUGGGUGUUUCAUUGUAAAUAAGAGAUUUUAUCAAUGUUACAAAAGAUAAGUACAACGUAAAUUUGACUGCGCGCUUAUGAAAAUUAUGAAAUUUAUAAUGCUUAUGUUAAUUUGAAAAGAGAUACUAUACAUUCUUUGCCGUAGUAUAGCAAUACAUUUUAAAAGUAGUCAUUUGAAUAAUUUAUUGGAGAAAACACGUAAUUUGUGGUCUUUAAUGUUGCUGUAAUUAUUUUAUUGGCUGUAAAAAGUCUUAUAGAAAUUUCUUCUUAGGAUACACAAUUUUUUUAUUGAAGAUGGAUCAACAACGUCAAAGACCAUAAUAACAUGUUCCAAUUGAAAAAUUCGAAGGGAUCAGCAAAAACAUUUUUAAACAAAGAUUAAGUAAUUCGAGUAUUUAAGUAAUUAAUGAAAAAUUGGUGAUAAAGUAAAGUGCAGUCGACGAUAAAAAGAAACGUAACAAUGGUUGUAACGUUAUCGUUGCUCUUUUUCUCGUGUGCAUGCAUAUUCGUGUUAAACAUAUUAAUGUCUAUUUCUCGAGUAGCAGUAUACGGUAUUGAUGAUUCUUAGUACAUCGACAUUGUUUAAAUUUCAAAGCAUUUAACAUUCAAAAAAAUGCAUGCGUCGUUCUAGACGAAUAUAAAAUCAUGCGAGACACGUGUAAACCGAGUUGACGAUUUCGUGAAUAUUUUCUUACUGCCUUUUGCAUUUCUUUUACGUCGUACAAUUAUAUUUUUGCUUUCUUUGUAAUUAUUAUUUCAUUGACUACAGUCAACGUCAUGAUUUCAUGACAUUAGCCUGUAUUACAACGCUGAAAAGCGAAAUACCUUUUCAUGAAAGUCAAAUGGAAGCAUUGUGCAAAGUUUUUAAUAUUAUAUGUUAAGGAUACAAACUGCAUAAUAACUAUUUUUAAGAAAGAAAAACCACCAACAUUAUAACAUUUGGAUUUUGUUUUUAAAAGAAUGCGUUCACAGCGCAAAGUUUUAGAAAAAAAAUGCAAUUAAAUCCAUGUUCGUUUCCAGCUGAAGAAAAUUGGGAAUGCAAAAUUUCACUCUGUAGGUAUGCUAGAAUUUUUAAAAAAGCAUUGAGGCAGCUGUCAUAGAAGCAAAAACUGAUAAUUAGGUUUCCUUAUUUUUAUUAUUAUAAUUAUUGUAUUAUACUUAUCAAUUAAUUAUUAUUUUAAUUAUGAUUGUUGUUGUUAAUUGUAAAUUCGUGAGGUUUCACGUGUAAUGAACUGCAGUAGACAAAUAAAUUGUGUUUGCAGACGUA